Messenger RNA from Wyeomyia smithii (pitcher-plant mosquito), 2728 nucleotides. Its product is annotated as syntaxin-4. The coding region runs from base 491 to 1348 and encodes 285 amino acids. The record is from RefSeq and is a predicted model, not a curated record. Gene Ontology annotation, biological process: vesicle-mediated transport; vesicle fusion; intracellular protein transport. Gene Ontology annotation, cellular component: endomembrane system; SNARE complex; membrane. NCBI's taxonomy places the organism in Eukaryota, Metazoa, Arthropoda, Insecta, Diptera, Culicidae. Gene Ontology annotation, molecular function: SNAP receptor activity; SNARE binding. The transcript is spliced from 6 exons.
UUUCUCGCAGUCGCCUCAGCUACCUCUAUAUAGUAUGAGUCGAUGUCGCAACAACACGCUCGCAUAUCGGCGAAGUUUCGUGCUAAUAUGUCUCUCUCUCCCGCGGUCACCGUCAUAUCGUCAGAGUUUGGAAUUGAUUGCGCUCUGGUGGAUACGAGUACGAGUAGCUUAACUAUCUGUUAUUACUGUAUACAAGCCAGUCGUGAACAAACAUUACCACUUUACAGAGCGAACCGAAUCGGUACAAGUGGCGAAAAAAAUUCACCGCAAGUUUUCGCAGAAUGUGUGCCGAGUUUCAGUGCUGCUUUUUAGUGUCAUGUGCUUAAACGAUGUGGUUUUAUUUAUCACUUAUCGUUUUUGUUUAAUGAAUUGAUUGAUAAGAUUAGAUGUUGAUCGAGGUGACGUGAGACAACGCGGUUGGUUUCGGGAAGAUUGAUCCGUUGGACGGAUAUAUCCUGUGUUAGUUAGUAGGUCCGAAACGAACGCAAUCAUGGUUAAGGAUCGCUUGCACGAGUUGAAAAGUAGGAGUAAAUACAGUAGCGAUGUCAGCCUGGAGCUGGUUCCGUCGAAGUCGCAGGAAGAAAUUUUCUGCAAUCUGGAAAAGUUUUCAGAAAUCAUCGGAUGGAUUCGAUUGAUUCGGAGCAACACGGAUGAGAUGCGCCGCGACGUUUCAGUGGCGUCGUUCCACUAUAAUGAUAAGGAGAUUCGCACUAGGGUAGAGAAAAAGAUGGAUCAUAGUAUCGAGUUAUGCAAAAACAUCCAUGCUGCCAUUAAAAAAUUGCACUCCGAGCUCGAGGAGGAUGAUCGACGGGGGAGCGUCCUGUUUCGGAUAAAGCAUACGCAGUUCCUAGUGAUAAAAGACGACUACCUGAACGCUUACCGGGAGCAUGAGGAGUUUGUUACGUAUUAUGAGGAUAAAAUAAAAAACCUUAUGAAAAUGGAAGCCAAAGCUAUGAGCUAUAACAUCACAGAUGACGAGGCGUUGGAGAUGCUUGCCAACAAUCACACGUCUCCGUUUGUGGGGAACAUUCUCGAAGAAACGGAAAGAGAGCGACAGAUACUACGGGACAUCAUGUCUCGGCAUUCGCAGUUGGCUCAGCUGGAAAAAUCACUGGUGGAGAUCCGGGACAUGUUCGUGCGGAUAUCGACACUGGUAAUGGAGCAGGGAAGUUUGGUUCAGGUCAUUGAAUACCACGCCCAACAAGCUCUGAUGAACACGGAUCAUGGCGCGCAUCAGCUAGAGAAAGCUCGCGAAUACAAACUGAAAGCAAUGAAAAAGAAGACUUGUAUACUAAUAUGGGUUAUUGUGAUCCUCGCGGUUCUGGUACUGCUAAUGAUAAUAUUCUAGACUAAUACAGACAUAAGGGUUCAUUGAAAACGCCUCUAAGUAGUCACCCCGUGUAGAGAAACUGGCCGACUGUAAGAAUUACAGAGCGUAGAAAGAAUCGUGCUACAGGGUUCAUAACUGCGGACUGCGAUAUUAUCGAAAUCUAUUAUCAUCAAUUAGUGGAGCAGAUAGUCUCCGUUUUGCUUGGCGAACUUUACACAGUGGACAGUGGAUGCUGUAAUGAUCGUUUUGCGAGUUCACUCAUGUGUUAUUUAGUUUUUCGGUUCUGAUAAAAUGACUAGAGAUCGGCUCGGUGAACUGUUGGAGGUUCGUGGAAUAGUAAAAUCAAUAGUGAAAUCAAGGCAAUAUUCAAAUCUAAACUUUCAGAAAAGUACCUACAAGGAUUUCGAGUAUGAAUUUGUGCAGGAACAUGAGUUUUGGACACUUUAUAAUCAGGAGCGAAUUCUAGAGGAUUUAGACCGGGUAAAUUGUGACGUUUUGUUGUAGGAUCUAUUUUAUGUCAAACAGGCGAUAGUUUUCAGAUAUUGCAGGAUGGAUUCGGAACUUAAAGCAGAAUAUUUUAAAAAUAGAGGUGAAUAUUUUUUCCGAGGGCUUCACGAAAGUAGGAUGUGAGUUGAAGAAAAAUGCUGAUCUCUGCUAUCGGAUCUACACAGCUGUAAUACAAAUGCAGGUGGAGCUGCAGAAUCAACAGUGGCGUAAAGAGGAAGAAAUUGUCAGUCGCGUCCGAUCGGUGCAGUUUCAGCGGAUAAAGGAAGCCUACCUGCAGACGUACUGGAAGUAUCAGUCAGUUGUACAACGAUUCGAGGAUUCCAUCACUAAGAAUUGUAUUCGUAGGUGAACAAUAUUUUGAAAUGAUCAAUCAAAUGUUAAAUUUGGUGAUUUGAUAAUAGUGUAUUUCAACGAAAGCUGCGAAGAGUGUGCUCCUAGUGAAAGUCUCCUGCAACCGGAGUCCGCAGUUUCACGUGAGACUCUAGAAGAAGCUCAGAACACUCUAAAUGCCAUAGAGGAUCGUCAUCGAGAUCUUUUGAUGUUGGAACGAUCACUGGAACAAAUGCGGGAUCUGUUUGUUCUGUUUUCUACACUGUUGAUGGAGCAUGGCAGUCUUCUAGCUGGAAUCGAAAGCAAUGUUCAGAAUGCCUCGAACCAAGUGGCAACUGCUGUGCAGCAAUUGGGAGCCGCACGACGGUACCAGUGGAAAGCUGCGGAUCGAAGUUGUUUCUGCUUCAAUCGAAUGGGCUUGAUGCUUAUAGUGUUGGCAAUGCUGACAGUGAUCGCAGUCAUAUUGAUUGUUAAAAAAAUUGUAUUAUAACUAGGCUGUCAAAAGUUUACAAGAAUAAAUUCCAACGGACGUAAUUAGGUAACAUAAGGUAUGCAACAAGA